This is a messenger RNA of Acanthoscelides obtectus, 1535 nucleotides long. The record is from the annotation of a GenBank genome assembly. Lineage: Eukaryota; Metazoa; Arthropoda; Insecta; Coleoptera; Chrysomelidae.
CAACACUACAGUAACAGCCUCAGUAAAAAAGUACUAGAAGAGAGGGGAGCGAAGUAAAAGUGAGUAAGUGCGCUAUUUUAUCUAAUACUUUUCUUUUUUAUGUCUCUAAUGUAAGCCAUACACGCUACGGUGUACCGAAGAGGUGACCUGUGCAGGUUUGCCUGCGGUCUUCAGUUCUGUCCACGAUGGCAACGAUCGAGGACGAUGACGCGCUGGCAUUGAUAGGCAUUGCGGUCAUUUUGAAGAAGAAACGUACAAAAACAGUGAUAAAAAAGCGAAAAAAGUGGUGUAAACAUUGGCUAUUGAAGAAGAAAACCUAUAGUCAUGUUAACCUAUUGAAUGAGCUAAAAUUCGAACCUGAAGAUUUUAAAAACUAUCUCAGAAUGGACGAGAAUACCUACAUAAAAUUACUUGCAAUGGUUACGCCCAUGAUAACAAGAAAGGAUACAAUUAUGAGGAAUAGUAUUUCUGCGCACGAAAGGCUAUCGGUUACCUUAAGAUUUCUUGCAACCGGCCGCAGUUACGAGGACCUAAAAUUUUCAUCAAUUAUUUCACCUCAAGCGUUCGGAAAAAUUAUUCCUGAGACAUGUGAGGCCUUGUAUAAGGUUCUCAGAAAAGGUUAUUUGAAGUUUCCUACAUCUGAAGAAGAAUGGAAAGAAAUAGCAAAGAUGUAUGAAGAACGAUGGAACUUUCCUCAUUGUCUCAGUGCAAUAGAUGGGAACCACAUUGCGAUUGUUCCUCCGGCUAAUAGUGGAUCAUAUUUUUAUAAUUAUAAAGGACAUCAUAGUGUGGUUCUUAUGGCAAUUGCUAAUGCAAAAUACCAUUUUGUGUACAUAGAUGCUGGAAUGAAUGGUAGAAUAUCCGAUGGAGGGGUACUACAAAAUACUGUAUAUUUUGAAAAAUUAGAAAAUAAUGAAUUACAUAUUCCAAGCAGUGAAACAAUAACAGGAAGUAACCUACAUUUGCCAUAUGUAUUUUUGGCAGACGACGCCUUUAAAUUACGGCCCGAUAUGAUAAAACCGUUUCGCCAGGGAGAUUUAACAUCCCGAGAAAGAAAAAUCUUGAAUUACAGAUUAUCUCGUGCCCGACGCACUGUAGAAAACGCUUUCGGCAUUACGAUUUCGGCUAUAUUAUACUCAUAUAAAUUUAGAACCCAAAAAUAUCGAUAAAGUAGUUAAAGCUUCUUGUGCGUUACAUAAUUUUUUAAUUGAACACUCAAAAAAGUCUUAUGCACCUCUAAAAUGUUUCUAUCGAGAGAGCUCUGAAAACAGAACUAUAAUUUCGGAAGGAUAUGAUACAAAAAAUAGUACGAUGGAAAAUUUAGAAAGAAGAAACCCAGGAAAUACUUUGAACAAGGCGAAGACUGUUCGAGAAGACUUCAUGAAUCAUUUUAAUGCGGAGGGAAGAGUACCAUGGCAAGACGAUCAUGUAAAUUAACGAAGUAGUUUCAAAUAGCCUUGAACUAUCGUGUAAUCUCAAAUGUAAGCGAUAAUGUGUUAUAUACAAUUUAAUAAAAAUUACUAUGUACAAGAUAG